AAAUUAGAGAGCUUGCUUUCUCAGUCACAAGUCCAAAUUCAUAUCUCUCUUUCCCCUCAAAUGGCCUCCAAUAGCAGCUUCCCCAUUGUCGCUGCCAUUAUUGUAUCCCUUCUCGUGUGCCUUACGAACGCACAGCUUUCGCCAAACUUCUACACAAGAACAUGCCCCAACGUACAACGCAUUGUCCGCAAUGCGACGACGCAAGCUGUUAGGAGAGAGCCGAGGAUGGGUGCUUCAAUACUUCGCAUGUUCUUCCAUGAUUGUUUCGUAAAUGGAUGUGAUGCAUCGGUUCUUUUGGAUGACACCGCUACUUUCACCGGAGAAAAGACCGCUCGGCCGAACCAAAACUCUCUUAGGGGAUUCGAAGUCAUCGACACCAUUAAGUCCCGUGUCGAAGCUGCUUGCAAUGCUACCGUUUCUUGCGCGGACAUCCUUGCGCUCGCUGCUCGAGACGGCGUUGUCCAAUUGGGAGGACCAUCGUGGGCGGUGCCUCUAGGGCGGCGAGAUGCAAGGACCGCUAGCCUGAGCGGUGCCAACAGCCAAAUCCCAUCGCCUUUCUCCAGCCUCGCCACCCUCAUCUCCUCCUUCGCUGCCCAAGGCCUCAAUGCCCGUGACAUGACCGCCCUGUCGGGGGGCCAUGCUAUUGGCCUGGCCCGGUGUACCACCUUCCGGAACCGCAUCUACAAUGAGACCAACAUCGACGCCAGCUUCGCUACCACCCGAAGGACUAACUGCCCUGCCUCUGGAGGGGACGCCAACCUUGCUCCCCUCGACCGGACCCCGAACCGGUUUGACAACAACUACUACCAGAACCUCGUGGCACGGCGUGGGCUCCUCCAUUCGGAUCAAGAGCUGUUCAAUGGAGGAUCACAGGACGCACUCGUUAGGACUUACAGCAAUAACUAUAGGGCUUUCGCGAGUGAUUUUGCGGCUGCGAUGGUGAAGAUGGGUAACAUCAGCCCGCUCACCGGAAGAAAUGGAGAGAUCAGAAGGAACUGUAGGGUGGUGAACUAAGGUUGAAUGCCCUCCAAACAAAAAAGAAAGUUAUGGAAGCUGGAUUUAGCAAAUUGUUAUAAAUGUUUAAUGCAUGUCUAUCUUUGCAUAUUUCUUUUCCUGUUUUCAAUAAGAUUCAUGUUUAUGAAGGCCUUGGUCAAGAAAUUGACAAAGUUGUACUGCUUUGUUUCUGAAUAUAUGUAUUUAGACAUGAAAUCCUAAUGUUCUUUUCCCAACUCAAUGUCACUUGGUCUAUAUCUACUUGGAAAUCGAAAUAUGCUCUUUGGAAUUUAUGUA
Molecule: messenger RNA, 1290 nt
Organism: Eucalyptus grandis
Lineage: Eukaryota; Viridiplantae; Streptophyta; Magnoliopsida; Myrtales; Myrtaceae
Product: peroxidase P7
Exons: 3
Coding region: 61-1014 (317 amino acids)
Biological process (GO): hydrogen peroxide catabolic process; response to oxidative stress
Molecular function (GO): peroxidase activity; heme binding
Source: RefSeq, a predicted model, not a curated record